AUGGCAACUCAUCAAACUGCCAAAACAAGCUAUGUUCCCUAUCGAGAUGGGAAAAUAGCAUAUCGCCGAUUUGGAGCUCCCAGUGGUGUUCCACUGCUCUUUCUUAUCCAUUUCCGCGGCACCAUGGACAAGUGGGAUCCCCUCCUCAUAAAUAACAUUGCAGCUUCCCGGCCAGUUAUCCUUGUCGACUACGUCGGAGUCGGACAGAGCACUGGCAUUGUCGCCAACAAUUUCCGAGAGUGGGCAGAUGACAUGCUCGAAUUCCUAUCUUUGAUCGACGUCAAGGAAGUUGACCUCUUUGGCUUCUCCCUUGGCGGAUUUGUGGCCGAGAUGAUGACGCUAAACGCUGAUCCAAAAAAGCUCAAGAUCCGAAAGCUCAUCCUUGCAGCCGAGGAGUGGUGGGCUCGCAUCCACGAACGAAACGAGUCCACGAGCGGAGAAGUCCCCACCGAAUGGCUAUCUCAAGGGUUUAAGGAUGGCGGAGCAGGAAUGAAAGCGCAAGUAGACGCCCUGGACAAAUGGUCCAACCCAGAAACCAGCCGUGGCUUGGAGGGCUCUUACGACAGACUGGAGCAGAUUGAUAUUCCUGUUUUGACUGCCAAUGGCUCGAACGACUUCAUGAUUCCGACUCUCAACUCAUUCAACAUUCAGCAGAAGCUACCCAAUGCUACGCUACAUGUUUACCCAAACAGCGGUCAUGCUUUUCACUACCAGUACGCCGAGAAGUUUUCAAAGCAGGCUGUACUGUUCCUUGACGAAUAA
This is a messenger RNA of Trichoderma asperellum CBS 433.97, 762 nucleotides long. The record is from RefSeq and is a predicted model, not a curated record. Lineage: Eukaryota; Fungi; Ascomycota; Sordariomycetes; Hypocreales; Hypocreaceae.